Molecule: messenger RNA, 2036 nt
Organism: Pecten maximus
Lineage: Eukaryota; Metazoa; Mollusca; Bivalvia; Pectinida; Pectinidae
Product: WAG22 antigen-like
Exons: 5
Coding region: 180-2036 (618 amino acids)
Source: RefSeq, a predicted model, not a curated record
ACCCCCUAGGGGCCUCAGGAAUAGCUGUCUAAGUGAUGCCAUGCUUUCCCCAGAUUUAUCACAAUUGGCUGUCCAUUGACAUGUAGAUACACGGGAAGGACUAGUGUUCAGGGGCAAGGCUUUACUGACCAAAUGAUUUGUACCUAAAUCCAAGGAUAUUAAUUAUUGAUAUUAACAAAAUGGAUUGGAAAUCCCACACAAAAAUGGACUUAAUUCACUUCUUUUUAUUCGGAUUAUUAAUAAAUUUCGCCGUAUCUCAAAACGAAGAAAGAAUGAAUCGCAUUUCUGAAAUGAUGUCAGAAAUUGCGUCUGAAGGUAUUCCCACAAAUUCAGGUAUGUUACAGCAGCUGAUGGCGGCAAGUAAAUCAAAGACAAACUCACAGUUACCGGCUGGUGGAGUUUUAUUACAAAAGACCUUAUCUAACGCCGGUACAGCCAUUUUGCCCGCCGCCCCGCCAGCGCCUAAGAAACAGGCGAUAUCGCUACACGAUGCUUUAGCCGCGAUACAGAUGCGACUCGGUCCGUCUAAGAGACUUGCGGAAAUAUCCCGACUUCUUACCGGGGAUAAAUCCGCGAAAACUGAAGUCCAACGACAACCUCUACCAAAAAAAAUUACAAUAACCAGACCGGCAUGGCAACCCGCGCCAUCGAUACAUGUACAGAGACUAUCCACCCCUCCACCACAGAAGAGCGAGAAAAAUAAUGUUAAGACAAUUAAAAUUAGCAUUAAAAGAACUACAAAAACAACUGAAACAGGACAAUCAUCAACAAAGGUUGCCAAGCCGGCAGUGACAGUAACAGAUUCAAAACAACCAGCUCCAAAAAGUAAUGUAGCAAGUCCUCAAAUGACUCCAGAUCUCAUGAAACUGAUAGAGAGGCUGCGGUCGGGACAAAAACCGGCUGCCGCUACACCGGCUCCAGCGGCGCCACCUGCGUCUCCGGCAGUCAGUCAAGCUUCCCUAGCGGCGCUUUUGCAACAAGCCCAAGCUCAGUCUUUAUUACAAACGCAGAAGGCACAAGCACAAGCACAGGCGCAGGCACAGGCACAAGCAAAAGCGCAAGCACAGGCACAAGCACGGGCUCAAGCUCUUGCGCAGGCGCAAGCUCAGGCACAGGCUCAAGCUCUUGCGCAGGCGCAUGCUCAAGCUCAAGCUCAAGCGCAAGCAGCAGCAGCAGCAGCAAAUGUUGCAACGCCAGCAAACCCUGUAAAAAGCAAUCUGCCACCGGAACUAGCAAAGUUGUUAGCAAAUCUUCGGACUCCUGCUAAACCCCCCACUCCUGCUCCAGCAGUUCCGCCUUCGCAACCUUCAGCUGCCAAAAUAGCAGCCAUUUUAGCUGCAAAUGGUGUAACUUCUACACAAUUAGCAGCAUUGACAGGCGGAAAGGUGCCUUCUAUAGCCCCGGCUCCGAAUCCCGCGGCUAACACCAUCUUCCCAGGUUUCACAGGGGGACUUUCGGGGGCGCCUGUUAGCGGAGGUAAUUCCGGAACUUCAUUCGGUGGUGGAAGUUCCGGGGCAACAUUUGGUGGUGGAAGUUCCGGAACACCAUUUGGUGGUGGAAGUUCCGGAACACCAUUUGGUGGUAGAAAUCCAGGGGCUGCAGGUGGCAGUUCUAAUAAUAUGAAUAUGGCUAAUUUUGCGGCACUUCUCAGCGCUGCAUCUGCUGCAUCAAAGCCAGCAUCUCGUGGUCCAAGUGCGGUGGACGUUGCAGCAACUGCAGGAUUGGCCGCCGGAUCAGCCGGGGCGGUACGGAACAGCAUAUCCGACAUGAUUGACACUCAAAUGGACGUGAUGGCCGAUGUGGCAGAGGCUAAUGUAGGACUGGGCCUAAUGGGCGGUCUCGGUGGUAUGAUGGGCGGGAUGGGAGGAAUGGGCGGACUGAUGGGCGGGAUGGGAGGGAUGGGAGGAAUGGGCGGGAUGAUGGGAGGAGGAAUGGGCGGGAUGAUGGGAGGAGGAAUGGGUCGAAUGCGAGGCCUCGGAUCAAUGGGAGGAGGGAUGUUUGGUGGUCUGGGGUCUUUAGGGUUCGGUCUACUCUAG